Aureobasidium uvarum is the source of this 1521-nucleotide messenger RNA. Lineage: Eukaryota; Fungi; Ascomycota; Dothideomycetes; Dothideales; Saccotheciaceae. The record is from the annotation of a GenBank genome assembly.
AUGGAACACCAAUAUAUGACCCAGACUCCCAUGCAGUCUCCCAUGUAUUACUACACUCCUCAAAAGCAGCAGCACAUCCACUACAACUCGCACAUGGCUCCUCAGAACAUGGAUUACUUUUCUCAACCCGUCUCAUCUCACGUUCUGUACUCUCAGCGCAGCUCUCCUCUCUACCAGCAACAGCCUCAGUACAUUUCGCAAGCUAUGCUCACUCCUGCUGCCUCGCCUCGCCUCCAGCACCAGAAGCCUACCAUCAUGCUCCAGCAAGAGAUGCCCAACAUGAACAUGUCGUUCGACUCUGACUGCUACGGCCCUGCCACCCCCACUCUGUCUGCCACCAGCUUCAACUCUGCCGACAGCCCUCAGUCCAACUACCACAUGAUGCCCACACCCGCCAACGAGCUUCACAUGAACCCUUUCGACGGGCUCAAGCAGAACUGUGAGGACGACAUGUUUGGUGACUACCUGCUGUCGUCGUCUGCAUGCCCAUCAUUGUCACCCUCGCCAUCGCCCAACUCGCGCUCUGCCAUCAGCGACGCCAGUGUUUGCGAUCCCCGCACUCUGACCGUCCCCAGCAACGUUUUCCCCUGUUUGCCCACCCUGUGCGCCGGCGAUGACGAGGAGCACAAGUUGAUACUCAAGGGCGACUUCACUCCCUCCAAGACUUUCGACGCUUCCGAGUUGAUGCCUGCCAACCACGGCUUCCCCACAUUUGAGCCUCUUUUCGAGCUCGACGUCGAGGACGACUUCUGCGCCAGCAAGCGCCAGCGCGUUGACUCACACUUCACCAACGACUCCAGCUUCUGCUUCACCGACGCCAGCUUCAGUGACGAGGACCUCACUUUCUCCCCUUGCCAGUCUGAGUUCUCCUUCACAUCCGGCCCCGUCAUGGACAUGACUCCCGCCCGCCGCACCGUCGUCAAGCGCUCGGCCAAGGUCCCUCAGUAUGCCGCUGCCGGACACUCGACCAACAGCCAGCCUCAGCAAGUUCCCAGCAACGCCGCUGCCUCUUCCUCCUCAUCUGCCUCCGGCGAUGACCACUCCCACUCUGGCCCUUCCUCCUCCUCGACCACCCGCCGUGGUCGCAAGCAGUCUCUGACUGAGGACCCUUCCAAGACUUUCGUCUGCACCCUCUGCUCGCGUCGCUUCCGCCGCCAGGAGCACCUCAAGCGCCACUACCGCUCUCUCCACACCCACGACAAGCCUUUCGAGUGCACCGACUGUGGCAAGAAGUUCAGCCGCAGUGACAACCUCAGCCAACACCAGCGCACCCACGGCGCCGGCACUGUCGUCAUGGGAGUUAUGACCAGCGACAUGACUUCCCAGAUGGCCGUCAACGUUGCAGAUGUUGGCUCUGGUGUUCUGCGCCCCAAGAGCGAGACCCCUGACGCCAGCGAGCUCGGUGCCAUGCUCUUUGACCACGCCGCCGCGGUUGCCGGGUCUAGCAGCAGCAGCCAAUCAGGUUACGAGUCAGCCGAGGAUAACAGCUUCCAGCAGAAGAAGAGAAAGCGCGAUGACUAG